Molecule: messenger RNA, 1799 nt
Organism: Vidua macroura (Pin-tailed whydah)
Lineage: Eukaryota; Metazoa; Chordata; Aves; Passeriformes; Viduidae
Gene: BTBD19
Product: BTB domain containing 19
Molecular function (GO): protein binding
Source: RefSeq, a predicted model, not a curated record
AUGGGCCGUGCCGUACGACGCAGCGUGCUGGCUUCCCCCGCGGCCUCCCCGGGCUGGCCGCCCUCCCGACAGCCUCCGGACUCCCUCCCGCCAUCCUCCGGCCUCGUCCCGCCUGCCUGCGCCUCCUUCCGCCCGCCGCGCUCCCUGAGGCAGCCCAUGGCCGGACCCUGCUCGGCGCGGCUGCAGGGCGACGUGGCCGCCUUCAGCGCUGCCCUGCGCACCCUGGUCAACAACCCCCAGUUCAGUGAUGUGAUGUUCGUGGUGGGCCAGGAGCAGCAGAAGGUGUUUGCACACCGCUGUGUGCUGGCGUGCCGCUGUCAGGUGUUCCGUGGGAUGCUCAGCCAGGCACCAGUGGGCAGCCAGGACUCCUCCAGCAGCAUCCCACCCCAGGGCCCCUUCAUCCUGGGCAACGUGCAGCCUGAGGUCUUCCUGGCCGUCAUUGAGUUCCUCUACACCAACAGUGUCACCCUCAACAGCCACAUAGCACUGGAGGUGCUGACCUCGUCGGUGGAGUAUGGCUUGCAGGACCUGUGCAAGCUCUGUGUCAAGUUCAUCAAGGACACGCUGAGUGUGGAGCAGGUUUGCGAGGCCCUGCAGGCUGCAGUGACCUAUGGGCAGGUGGACCUCCAGCAGCACUGCCUGGCCUUCAUCGAGGGCUGCACCGCGGCAGUGGUGCGGACCCAGGGCUUCCGUGAGCUCUCCGACGUGGUGCUGGCGCGGGUGCUGCGCAGUGACCGCCUGGCCGCAGAUGAACUGGACCUGGUGCAGGCUGUGCGGGAGUGGGCACACGUCAGCUCGGCUGUCCUGGAGCGUCCGGUGCCAGAGGUGGCUGCCCUGCCAGUGAGGGAGCUGCGUCUCCCCUUGCUGGCACCCAGCGAACUGGUGACACUGGAGAGCUACAACCAGCAGGACCUCCUCAUCCCGGUGGAGAGCAUCGCGGCAGCCUGGCGUGCCCACGCACUGAGGAAGGGCAGUGGGGUGCCCUCCCGCCUCUGCCGUCCCCGCCGGGGCACACGGCCCCGCGACCAUCACCGUCACCUCGAGCCACAUGCCAAGUAGGGGCUGGGCAACGAGUUUUGUCCAGCUCAGCCAGGGACUCUACAGCGGGGCAGGGUGUGGGGCUGGGCACUGAUGCUGCCAUGGCCAAGAGCAUCGAUAAGGUGCUUUGUCCCAUGUCACAGCAUCGGGGCCAGGGCAGGAUGCCUGGGUCACCCCCAAAAGUGAUGCAGGGGCUGGGGGAAGGGUAGAGCUGGGCUAUGCGAUGGGUGCAAGGACACUGCAGGCUGCCCAGGUAGUGACCCAAGGGUGGUGGGGCUGCAGGGAUCCCUGCGGGUUGGGGACGCAAGAUGAGCUCCCCCUUCCCCGGGGCCGUGCUGCCCUCCCUCGGCAGCGGGGCCGUGCUGCAGUGGGAGAGAGCGCCAUCACCUGCCCGGGGAGGGGCACGGAACCCUCCAUGGCAGCGGCACGGGGACUCUGGGGCUUGGAGGGGGUGCAGGUAGGAGGGGGGACACAUGGGGGCAUCUUUGCACGCACCGCUGCACCGACAGGCUCCCACCCCCCAACCGCUGCCAAGCCCUACUAGCAGGCCACACACACGCAGGACAGGCUGCCAGCCCUCCCAUGUGCCACACACACAGUGUGCAGCCCCCCUUGCACCCCCCCAUUGAAUGUGUGCACACAGCUGGGUCUGUCUCAAGCACACAUACACCCCUUCCAGCUGUGUUCCCCAGGAGAAAGGGCCGGACACGGCAGGUAAUUUAUAUAUAAUAUAUAUAUUUACUCUUUAAAAAUAAACCUUC